UGGUUGGUAUAAGCUCUCUCUGGUGUGGUUUUUAGUUGUGGAUCUGAAUUCAUCGAUUGUGCAACGCUCGGCGCCAACCAAUCACCCAGGGAAAGUUUGUCAGUGCGUAAUUUAACCGAAUCAUAAAUAGAAAUUCUGUGUACUACGCUUUAAUCAUCAAACAAAUAUCGGUAUUACAUUUAAUUGUACGAAGACUAAAAAUACCCAUCCCCACCACAAGAAAAGCGCCCUUUCCUGUACGUAAACUCAAAGCGGUGAAUCAAACAGGACUAUCGAAGCAGGCCAUUCUGCGAAACACGUGCUAUGGUGCGAGCUUUCGGUGAACAAUAAGAAAGGAAAAGUUUUAUCGAUUCCUAAUGAUGGCGUCGCUGAAAAUGGAUCGUGCAGUGAACUAAAUGCGUUAUCAUCUCUGGUGUACGAUCAGAAAGCCAGUCUCAGUGCGCUUACUAUAUAUUCACGUUCAGUAAUACUUGUUCCCGUGUUCCAGAGUGUGAAAUGUGAAGCAUGAAUGAAGUGGCCUACAGCAUACAAAGACUAUGCGUUGCACAUACAUAGCAAGUUUGUUUUGGCUUUUCGAACUAUGUAUCCCCGCUAGGACGGCCACUAUCAAUUACCAGUAUCAAGAGGGCAUCGAGUAUGAUAAAAACGUAAAGCCAGCAGGUACACUUACAGAUGUAUCCGUUUCGCUCUACAUUAACCGAAUAUCAGGCGUGGAUGAAAACAAGGAAGAAAUUUCCUUCGAUGUCUUCCUUCAAAUUACAUGGGAAGACCUUCGAAUACAGCCUGUGUUUAACAACAAGGUAGGCGAGUAUGUGGAACUGACGAAAGCCGACCGAGAUAUGAUAUGGGUUCCGGAUCUUUACAUUCGACAACUGCGAGAGAUGAAAAUGCUAACCUUAUUCGAGGAAAUAUCCAGCCUACGGUUAUAUGAAAACAGCACCAUCAGCUUGAGCAUAGGAGCAACAAUCAUCAUCAAAUGCGACAUGGACUUUGUGCUGUACCCGCUCGAUGUGCAGAGAUGUCCUGUCGAUUUCAGCAGCUACAAAUAUCCAGUAAAAGAUUUACGGUUCCGCUGGAGAUCCGAAAAUGCCUUAUCCUUCCCCAAUGACUUUGGGGACGGUUUUUUUCGGCUUCCAAAGUAUGUGGUUUCUUUCUACACUGAACAGGAAUCACAGAUAGUCAAUUACAGCGAUGAUAAUCAUAGUUCAGCGAGAUUAGAAAUAACCCUGUCGAGGGAAGUAAAGAGCUAUCUGCUAGAAAACUAUCUUCCAUCCACGUUAUUCGUCUCUAUAUCCUGGGGGUCUUUUGUGGUCGUCCCAGAAAUCGUGCCAGGGCGGAUGGUGCUGCUAGUCACAACACUGCUAUCAUUGAUAACGAUGUUCGAUACAGUGAGGAAUAAUUCACCAGAUGCGCUGGAACUGAAGUGCCUUGAAGUGUGGCUCAUAUCCUGUACUUUGUUUGUGUUCUUUGCACUAAUGGAGUAUUUUAUUGUGCUGUUCGGGAUACGAUACGAUAAGCAUUGGCGUGUGGCCAAAGCUCAGCAUGCCUCAUCAAUACCACCUUCCAUCACACUGCAGUCAGCAGUGACGAUGGCUCAAAGCACGAUGGACACAUCGAUAAAUUCGGCAUCAUUUCAACGCGAAAACGGUCUUGAGCAUGCCACCCUGAAGGUUUCAGGCACUAACAAGAUUCAACCGCACGAUCACAACAGCAAAACAACGUCAGCUUCCCUCAGCAAUAUACAAGACACUGUACAAAGCGCCCAGAAAGUGUCGUCUGUGAUGACCAGAAAAAGGUUUCGGAACGUCGCAGAUGUUGCACUCCUGUAUGCUGGCUCCCAGCGAGGCAGAUUGGAUCAGCUAUCUUUAAUCAUUUUCCCUGUCAGCUUUCUUAUAUUCACCAUAUCCUAUUGGACUAUGUAUUUAACUGAAUCUAAGAAAAAUUUCAAGUAACAUUUUUCCUCGAGUAUUGCUUCAAACAAGCCCUAUAGUUGAUACAGUAAUAAAUUGAAUUGCCUGUUGUAAAUUCAUU
Molecule: messenger RNA, 2031 nt
Organism: Anopheles arabiensis
Lineage: Eukaryota; Metazoa; Arthropoda; Insecta; Diptera; Culicidae
Product: glycine receptor subunit alpha-1-like
Exons: 10
Coding region: 537-1952 (471 amino acids)
Biological process (GO): chemical synaptic transmission; nervous system process; regulation of membrane potential
Cellular component (GO): synapse; neuron projection; membrane
Molecular function (GO): neurotransmitter receptor activity; chloride channel activity; extracellular ligand-gated monoatomic ion channel activity
Source: RefSeq, a predicted model, not a curated record